UCACAGGCUCGAACGGUUGAUCGUGCACGGAGCUGGGUUCUGUGUUUUGGUAUCGAAAGGAGCGGCAAAUGGUUUUGCGCGUGCGCCAAAAACUAAAUGCAAUUAAUUCAUUUACAACAAUUAGCGUGCAGCGGCAAUUGAUUUUGAUUUUGAUUUUGGCUUUGCGCGCACUUUGAUUAACAACUAAAUGGAUUAACGCUAAAACAAACUAACGAGUGCGUAACGGUAUAAUUGUGUGUGUUAGUGUGUGUGUGUGCCCUUUGAAAUGGAGCACGCCAGCUUCGAUGAUCAGAUCUUCGGGGACUUCAGCAGCGGCCCACUAAGUCCACUGGGCGCCAGCAAACCCCUGCUGCCGACCUCCACGGCAACGGUCCAGCACAGCAGCCUGCAUCCUGUCAUGCUCGGCAGCGUCGUCCACGAGCUGUGCAGUCAGCAGCAGCAACAGCAGCAGCAGCAGCGACUGCCCGAUUGCAAUACCAUACUCCCGAAUGGGGGUGGGGGCGGCUCCGGCUCGCCAAACUAUGCUCAGAAAAUGGACUUUGGCAACAAGAUGGGCUGCUUUUCGCCCAGCCAGAAAUACGAGUAUAUAACAACGCCCCAGAAGCUGGUCGAGCAGCAGCAGCCUCAGCAACAUCAUCAGCAUUACGCCGUAACGCCGCCGCCUACGCUCUCCCACGGCCACAAUCCCCACAAUGGCAUGCUGCAGCAUAAGCCUAACCAACAGCAGCAGCAGCAGCAGCAGCUGGUGGGGAUUAUGGGCGACUAUCAUACGUUGAACAGCAAGCUGGACUACUCGCCCAAGGAUCCGUAUGAGCCGCAGCAGCAGCACGUUCAGCUGCAGCAGCAGCAACAGCAGCAUCUGUACGGCGGCAGUCCGCAUCAUAGCCACGCCCAUGGCCACGCCCAUGUCCAUGAGGAUGCCGGCAAUGGCAACGGACUGCCGGACGGACUGUUGCUCGGCAGCACGUCCGGCGGCAAGCACAAGAAGCCGGAGGAGAUGUGCGUCCAGCUGGAGAACGGAUCGUCAACGCCCAACGGCAUCGUCAAUGGAAAUGCCAACAGCAGCAGCAGCGGCAGCGGAAGCAGCGGCAGCAACAACAACAGCAACAACAACAACAACAAUAAUAAUAAUAACAGUGUGACCAACAAUUCCUCGGUUCCAGCUGCUGCUGCUGGCGGCGCUGCUGGCGUCGGCGUCGGCGUCGCUGCGUCAGCUCCCAAAAAGGACAACAACAACAAGAAGAAGGGCGAUCCGAAUGGCAUCAAAAAGAAGAAAACGAGAACUACGUUCACGGCUUAUCAGCUGGAGGAAUUGGAGCGUGCUUUUGAGCGUGCACCGUAUCCGGAUGUGUUUGCGCGCGAGGAGUUGGCGAUUAAGCUGAAUCUGAGCGAGUCCCGUGUGCAGGUUUGGUUCCAGAAUCGGCGUGCCAAAUGGCGCAAGCACGAGCCACCCCGCAAGACGGGCUACAUCAAGACGAACACGCCGCCGACGGCGGCACUGAAUAGCACAUUGGCGCCGCCGUUUGCCAGUUUCCCGCAGACGACAACGGUUACGCCGCCGGGCAGCAUGGACAGCUGGACCAGCUAUCAGACGCCCUACGAGCUGAGUCCACAGUUCAGCCUGCUGUCGCCGGCGGCCAGUCCAUACGGCACCUAUUCCGGCCAGUACGGCACCUAUGUGCACGAGAGCCAGCUCUUUCCCAUGCGCCACUUCGACUACGGCAGCCCGCCACGCAUCGAGAUGAACGGCGCCGGCGGCGGCAGCACAGCCAGCGGCAAUGCGGAGGCAGCUGAAGCGGGCAACGGUUACCAGACGACAGAUCUGCAGCAGCAGCAGCAGCAGCAGCAGCAGCAGCAACAGCAGCAGCAUCUGGACGGUUCCGGCAGCACCCAGCUGAUAACAGUGCAUCAGCAGCUUAAUGGCAAGUAUCUCAGCGCCGAGGAGGCCAAGUAUGUGCAGGUGCAGUGCCAGCCGCCAACGGGCCUGGAGGACAACGGCGCCGCCUGUCACAUGGAUGCGCAUCAUUAUGUCAGCGCCGUGGCGGCGGCGGCAGCGGCAUCCGGCAGCGAGGACAACGACAGCGGCCUGCAUACUGUGAUCAAGAGCGAGGAUGCAGGAGGAGUCGCUGUGCAGCAGCAGCAGCAGCAGCAGCAACAGGCGCAAAGCUAUGUCCUGCCGCCUUUUUUGAACUAAGAGAAAUGCUCACACAUCGACGUCGGCAGCAGCGUCCCUCUGCCUCUGUCGCUGCCUUUGCCUCUGCCAGCGUUUACGCAGCAGCAGCACGCUUUAAGCGGCCAUUUUGAGUUCUUUUUUUUUUGGCGUGCCUUUGCAUGCGUGUGUGUGUGUGUAAGAGAAAUGCUCACACUACGACGACGACAGCAGCGACGCUCUGCCUCUGCCAGCAUCUACGCAGCAGCCGCACACUUUGAGCGGCCAUUUUGAGUUUUUUUUUUGCUUGCCUUUGUGUGUGUGUGUAUGUGUGUGCAGCAUUUCAAACAGUGCUAGAAAAUGUGGAUCUACGCAGCAGCAGCACACUUUAAGUGGCCAUUUUGAGUUCUUUUUUUAUUGCGUGCGUGUGCAGCAUUUCAAACAGUCAAACAGUGCUAGAAAAUGCCAAAUAUAUAGAAAAUGUGGAUCACAGCCAGUGUUGUUGGCAUUGGUUCCUUGUUACAUUUAAGCGUAGUUUAGUUGACCGACAACAACAAAAUCGACAAGUCUUGCCACAACUUAAUGCUAAUUUAUUAGUCUUAGUUUCCAAAACAAAAAGCUGUUGGCCAUUUGCAUUGGCCAACACGUACGGAAUGCAUUCCAAAUGUGCCUUAUUAGCAGCGGCCAGCAGCAUGAGGCAAAAUCCAAUUUGGUUUUGUCUCAACUCUGGCCCAAUAAUUAAUCGCCUAGUUGUAUGUAUAAAUUGAUGUAUAUCAAAAACUGUUGUGUAGUUAGACAAUAAAGUGUUUGUAUGUUUGUAUAAUGUUAAUACUUAUGCAUACUUUUGUAAUUUAGAGCUUCGAGUAGCUGCUUCAAGUUUUCAUAUAUAUAAGUUUAGCUCGUUUGCCUAGAAUCUAAAUACAAUUACAAUUUGCAAUGUAUAUAUACAUAGAGUUAAUAAUAAUACAUUUAUAUUAAAGAAUAAAGCAACAUAUUUUGUACCAAA
Drosophila virilis is the source of this 3155-nucleotide messenger RNA. RefSeq names its product reversed polarity (gene repo). Gene Ontology annotation, molecular function: DNA-binding transcription factor activity, RNA polymerase II-specific; RNA polymerase II transcription regulatory region sequence-specific DNA binding. The record is from RefSeq and is a predicted model, not a curated record. NCBI's taxonomy places the organism in Eukaryota, Metazoa, Arthropoda, Insecta, Diptera, Drosophilidae. Gene Ontology annotation, biological process: regulation of transcription by RNA polymerase II.